Molecule: messenger RNA, 2463 nt
Organism: Cucurbita maxima (winter squash)
Lineage: Eukaryota; Viridiplantae; Streptophyta; Magnoliopsida; Cucurbitales; Cucurbitaceae
Exons: 11
Coding region: 144-2168 (674 amino acids)
Cellular component (GO): cytoplasm
Molecular function (GO): mRNA binding
Source: RefSeq, a predicted model, not a curated record
UAAGGUAUUCUCGUUACCAAGCACGCCUCUAAGUUCGCAUCAAAAAAUGGUUUGUGGAGCCGCUUCGCGUCUUCCUUCUGCAGAUUGAAUGUUAAACCUAGAAGUUCCCGCCAAAAAUCUAAAGGAUUCUUCGCAAUUUCGAAAUGGAUAAAAUCUUCCGGGUAAUGAGUAUCAAUAGUUCAACACAUGAAUUACUCAAUCCUACGCUGAGAAGUCCUAAAUAUCUCACUCCGCUUCUGCUCUUUCAUGGUUCCAACAAAAGUCUGGCCUCAGAUUCGGAGCUGGAACUCGAUUUUGACAAGCUCGAACAUCGAUCUUCAAUACCCAGGUCUCCAAGAAGCUGGAUUUCUGAAAAACAGGUUGAUCUCAGAGAGAUUUCAAAAGCAAGGGAGUUGAAUGUUCAGAUAGACCCAUGGCCGGAGUGGGUGAACUUCAUGGAAUGUUUGUCAAAGAAAGGGUACUUUGAAGGAGGCGGAGUACCAUUUCUGAAUGCUGAAUUGGGUGCAAAAGAUUUCAAUCAUAUUCGGACUGCCUGUCUUGAUUUUGCAAGGGAUCGGUCUAACCUUAUACGGUGCUUGUCCAGGAAAGAGUUACAGGUGAUUGCAGGAUGUGGAUGCCCAAGCAUAGAUAGGAAAGUUGUGAACUCAGGGAAGCGUCUCAGAGCACAUGUGGGCAUUGAUGAGGGAAAUGUCUGCAGUUCUUGCAACCUGCGGGGAGAAUGUGAGAGGGCAUAUGCAAAGGCAUGCGGAGACGGAGGAGGUCGGACCGUGGAUGUCAUGCGCGUUUUGUUAUUUUACGGGCUUGAUCACAUCUCUGCUAUGGUGGAGAACAGACCUUGUGUGAACAAGAAGGCUAAUGACUCUGUUAGAAAGCUGUUGAAAGAAAUUGUUGAUUACAGUGCAGGAGAACGUGAAUCUGAUGUUCUAAAGUCUAAUGAGGGGUUUUCAACAGAAAAUCAUGAGACAAAUGCUUCAGCAACGCACGGCGACUGGCAUUGUCCAAAAUGCAACUUCUUCAACUUUUCUAGAAACGUCAAGUGCUUUCGUUGUGGUAGUAUAGCCCUUGAGAGGCUUCGGAAACGAAACGAGGAUCAAGCCAAUCUUCCGUUGAAGAAGGGCGACUGGAUUUGUGACAAAUGUAAUUUCUUGAACUUUGCUAAGAAUUCAACAUGUUUGCAAUGCAAAGAGAAGCCGUUGAAUCGACAGCUGAAUCUGGGGGAGUGGGAAUGCGAAUCGUGCAACUAUAUUAAUUUUAGGAAGAACACGCUAUGCUUGAGGUGUGAUCACCGACGGCCCAAAGCACUAAAUACUAGAAACGUUUCUGCUGGACCUAAAUUGUGUUCUGGUAAAGUUGGAAAUAAUGCAAGUAGGAGGAAGAAUGAUGAUGGUUGUAUGUGGAGAUUUGGUGGAAGUGAGGGUGAAGAACACUGCAGAUUUCCGGAUUUUCCAAGUGCAGAAAAUGCAGAGAGAAGGAAAGUGGAGAUGUUAGAGAGGAGAAGAAGCUUGGAAACUGCAAUGGAGAAAGAAGAAGAUCUGAUCUUGAGAUCUGACAAUAUGGAAAGAAGAAUUGAGUUUGUUGAAUGUAGUGAUGAUGAAGAUAUCAUGGAAUGGUUCGAACACAAGCCAGAACAAAUUCAGAUUUUGUUUUAUUUAGCUGACUUUGGAAUGUUGUACUCGGGAGAUGCUUGUAUUUUUUUUGUUUACUCUAUAUUGGAAGUUCCUCGAAACUUCAGAUUACUGGAAGAACUUGAAAGAGGUGAAAAAGGAAUCGGGGAUGGAACUGUCAGUUAUGGGAUGGAUGAUGCUGAUGAUAUCUGUAUGGCUUCUUGGACGGGAACUAUUAUUGGGCCGCCUAAUACUGUUCAUGAAGGACGCAUCCAUCAACUCAAGCUAUUCUGUGGGCAGGAUUACCCUGAUAAUCCUCCGAACGUUAAAUUUCAAACUCCGAUUAAUAUGACCUGUGUCAAUUCAGAAACCGGGGUGGUGGAACCAAGCCUUUUCCCCAUGCUUUCUAACUGGCAAAGGGAGCAUACAAUGGAGGACAUAUUAAUGCAAUUGAAGAAAGAAAUGACUUCUCCCCAGAACAGGAGACUAAGUCAGCCUUCUGAAGGUAAUGAGGAUGGACGAAUAGAGCAAAAGGGGCUAGUGUUGAAAUGUUGCAUUCUAUAAGGUAAAAGGCCAAACAUGAUAAUGUAAAUAAACACAGACAUUUGAUGUUACUAUUUAAGCAACAUGCUUAUGUCUACACGCGCAUAUGAAUGAAGCUGAGUUAUGCUCCAUUAAGUGACAUGUUUGUCAGGACCUCAAUUUUCUUGUUUGCUAUUUGCAUAGCCUUCCCUUCCCUUUUGAACAGCUUACUGAUGAGAUGGUUUCCUUUCGGCUGUUCUUAGAGAUCAGCAAAAGAGAUCAAAGUGAAAAAGACAAAUGCAAGCUAUGUUAAUAGAAAUCAAUCAAAAUCUUUGUA